AUGCACACCCUCCAAAGGGGGCGCCUUCUUAAUAACGCUUUUUCUCAUCUCAAACUCAAUCUGCACCGUUGGUUUGGGCUGCAGUCUACCUUCCUUCCCAAAACUCCAGAUCAGAUUUUCUUUUGUCUUUCUCGAUCGACAUUCUUAUCUUAUUAUUAUUUAUUUGAUUAUUUAGAACCAAAUCUCUAUGUCCCCUUCAUAACCUGUAAAGUCAAUUAGAAUCUGAAGUUUCGAGAUGACAAUCAUUAUCCCAUUAAUGGAUUCACCUCAGUUCCAAUCACAUUGUACAAUUUUAUUUUAACCAAUUCUUGUCUUACAUUGUUAUUAUUUGGUCUGUUGUUUCAAGAAAUUGGAGUUAAAUAGAAGAAUUUCCUUUCAAUUUUAAUGAUCCAUAUUGUACAAUUCUGAAGUUUAGGGUUUGGGGUCUGAGAGGAGGAGUAGAAAGAAGUUUUCGUUUACGGGUUGUUUGAUUCGAUCCAUUGGUGAAAAAAAAAAUUGAUGGGAAUUUCAAUUUUCUCCACCAUCUGCGUCCUUCAUUCAUUGAUUUCAUUAACCUCCGGAUCACUGAUAAUGUUUUACCUUAACGAGUUCUCAGUGUUCGGCCACGGUGCCGAAACGGCUCGGAAGCUUUCGGGUUCAACCCCACAUGACCAAUUGUUGAUCCAAACGUCUAAUUCUUUUGCAGGGCUGCUUCUUUUUGUUAUUGGUUUUUUGUUGUUUAUGGUGGCUUUUGUCAAAGACAGGGAGUUUCAGAGCUUCUUCGCUAAAGGGUGCAUGCUUCUUCAUGUUUCAAUGGCGGUUUGGAGGGUUUGCUUUGAGAGGAGGCUCGAGGUGUUGGCUUGGGACUGGCCUAAGCAGGUCAUUGGGGAUUUUGCUCUAGCUCUUUCAUGGGCUUUCUUUUUGGUUUAUUCUUGGAGGGAGAAGUAUGACUAAACUGAACAUAUAUGGAGUUUUUGAAUUGAAGAAGUUGGGAAUUCAAGGCCAUUGAUAUGCUGAAAUUUGAAUGUAGUUACUCUGCUGAAUUCCCCACGAAUUGUAUCCAAAAGUGUGGGCUUUUCUGGUUGCAGAUUCAGGUUUUGCUACUGUGAGCAUAUGCAAAUUAUGAGAAUUGGGAGGGACCAAACAGUUCAGCUCAAACUCGUUCAAAUAUAGGAACUUUAAUUUGUUCUAAUAAAUUUCAGAAUCCUUACCUUUUGGGGAUUUUGCAUCUUCUCAUGAAAUAUUUGCUAUCUGGUAAUAAAUGAUGUUUUGUUUGUGUGCA
Messenger RNA from Humulus lupulus (European hop), 1261 nucleotides. RefSeq lists its product as uncharacterized. The record is from RefSeq and is a predicted model, not a curated record. The coding region runs from base 499 to 933 and encodes 144 amino acids. NCBI's taxonomy places the organism in Eukaryota, Viridiplantae, Streptophyta, Magnoliopsida, Rosales, Cannabaceae. The transcript has a single exon.